AGUGCGCAUGCGCGGGGCGGGGCCUCCCGGCGGCCCGAAGAGCCGGGCCGGGCGCCGCCAUGAAGCGAUAGCCGUCGCCGCCGCCGCGCUGAGUCCGGCUGGUGCAGCCGGCGCUGCCGGAGAGCCCAUGAGCCUGAGCGAGCACUCGAUGCAGGCGCUGUCCUGGCGGAAGCUCUACCUCAGCCGGGCCAAGCUCAAAGCGUCCAGCCGCACCUCCGCGCUGCUCUCGGGCUUCGCCAUGGUGGCUAUGGUAGAGGUGCAGAUAGAGUCCAAUACCGCCUACCCUGCAGGUCUCUUGAUUGCUUUCAGUGCGUGUACUACUGUGCUUGUUGCAGUUCAUCUUUUCGCCCUCAUGAUAAGUACCUGCAUCCUUCCAAACAUAGAGGCUGUGAGCAAUGUGCAUAACCUCAACUCUGUAAAGGAGUCCCCUCACGAGCGCAUGCACCGGCACAUUGAGCUCGCCUGGGCGUUCUCCACAGUCAUCGGCACUCUGCUUUUUCUGGCAGAGGUGGUGCUGCUGUGUUGGGUGAAAUUUCUUCCGCUCCAGAACCCUGUUGUUCCAGUCCCUAACACCACUUACACCAUGACCCCUGGAAAGGCAGCAGCCAUUGCCUCGACAUCCAUCAUGGUUCCUUUUGGAUUAGUUUUCAUAAUAUUUGCGGUCCAUUUCUAUCGGUCGCUGGUGAGCCACAAAACAGACAGGCAGUUCCAAGAACUGAAUGAACUUGCAGAGUUUGCUCGGCUUCAGGAUCAGCUGGAUCACAGAGGCGACACCAUGCCACCUCCUGGCAGUCAUUUUGCAUAAAACCUGUACUAUAUAUCUUUUUUUAAUCUGCUUCUCAGCUUCUGCCCUGCUAUGUUGACUCCCCCAUGCAUGAAUUGCCUGUACUGUCUAUUCAAAGAGAGAUUUAGAAGCACUGUUUCGGUUUUCACAGAAAGCACCAAACAUUGCACUAUCCUUGUCAGCUAUCCAGAAAUGCUAUGACAUGUAGAGGGCUGGGUGUUGAGGCAUGGCCAUAUUGAGCAUGCUUUUUCUCCUCCCUCCUCCUGUUGGAUUAUUUAACAUCAGAACGAAACAGUGGCUAUGUAAAUGUGUCAGGAAAAUUUAAAUUCUAAGUCUUGGUGUUUGAUGGGGUGGGUCAGGAAGCCUGAUUUCUCCCUGCAUAUGAUGUUGGUGUUUGCUAGAAAGUAGUGCUUGUCCAGUACAUGUUGCAUGGCAAGAUACAAAUUACUUGGGACAUGCAGUAGUUAGCACUCUGCUUCAGUGCUAGUGCUGAGCUUGCUAAAAGUCUGACAGAUGCUGGAAGUGAAAGCUUUCCCUACCGCCCUUCUUUUCCCUUGGCCUCCCCAAGUCCUAUUUUGCUGCCAGGUAAUUAUUACUCUAGCACUACUACUUGCUGUGGCAGCUAUAAGUUAUCUAACCCUUCAGGACCAGUCUUUUUAUGAUGUGAUAUGAGCCACAUCAGUAGGACUGAGGCCCUACCUGUAUUCUUCUUUGGAAGAAAAUGUACAGAAAAGCAAUAACUGCUGUAAUAUCUUUGAGCCAGCACAUGUUAUCUGAAAAGAUAAAAGUGCUUGUUUCUAUUUAGGAACCUUUUAAAAAAGAAAAGAAGAAAGCUAAAUGGAAAUUAUCACUGGACUUUUUUUUGCUUGAGAACUUGUUGCUAGUAGUGUGAUGUGGGGGGGGUUGUUUAUUUUGGGGGGGGGUGGAGGGGGUCCUAUCCAUGGCAAAAAAUGGUAGACACCUAAUUAUGCCGGAACAAUUGCUGUUCUUUCAAGCCAAAGUAGCAAUUAUUUUCUACUUUUUUAUAUAAAAAUAUAUAUAUUUUGAAUAAAUUCUCUGAUACAGACAGUAAAAGGCACUUAAAAGGUCUGUGUUAGACUCCCAAGUAAUUAGCUAUGCCUUGGUUUUGUUAGAAAAAACUGCUUGCUCAAAUGUUGUUGUAUUUAGGAUUUUAAUAAUUUUUGUCUUCUAUGAUCAUGCUUCCAAGAGGUGCUGGAAGACUACUUUCUAUAUAGACUUAUUUAUGAAAAUGGGUGAUUUGUAAUAUUGCUGCUUAUUUUUUUCAGACACGUGCAUCUUUGAUAGAAUGAGGCUACUGUUUUUAACCUCAAGCUGUUAUCUCAAAAUUUGAAGUUUCUCCCUCAAAUAUACUGUAUAGUUCCUCAGGUGAAAACUUCUUCUUUUCACUGACUUCAAUGAGAAGGGUUAUUUUGCCUGAGGACUGCAAGUUUUGUCCCUGAUUCUUUCAGAGUGGGUUUGAGUCCAGGUCUAUUUACGAGUAAAUUGUUUUUUGCAGGGUUUUCCUGACAUUGCUGAAGGAUGAAAGUGGUUUGGUUUUAAUGUGAAAAGGAUUUGGUUUUGUUUUUUAAUCCAGGAAAUACUGGUUCGUGACUCUUCAAAUCCACUGGAAAAGAACAGGGACCCCACUCAUAGCUGUAUGCUAGAGAGUGUAAUUUUGAGAUUUAUUGUAUCGGAUUCAGCCUGAUGGAAGUUGUGCCUUUUUAUGCCUGGUUUAAAUUUAGUCCAUAACACCCAGCCCCUCUUUUUCCAGAUAUCUCAAUGCGCUUUAUAAAUAAGGUCCUAAUUUUGCAAAGAUUUCCUGUCAAAUGUGUGGUGUGAAUGGGACUGGUUUCUUGGAACCACACUUGAUAGACAGGUUAGACCAAAAGUGCAGUUUAUAUUCAGAAAUUAUUUCAAAGGAGGAGUACCAUAGUUGUCUUAAACAGUCUUGCAUCCAGUAUACUUUUGUUAAUUAGCAAGGAAAAAACCCCCUUCCCAAGUGCCAUCCCCCACAAAUUGUUCCUGGACUCUGAAAAUUGAACUGGAUUCAUUCUGGUUCUGAUGUUGCCAGCCCUGUAGUCUUUGUAACCAAAAUAAAAUGAACGAUUUUGUUUACGACCAGAAUCCUUCCAGUUGUGCCGUGGCUGUUUGUUCCUACAGUGCUGAUGGGAUUAAAUUUGUAACCAUUUACUUCAGUUGUUGGAGAAGCACUCUAAAACAGUUAUGAAAGUUGGAGCAGCCUAGGCCUAAACUCUAGUCCAGUGAUUCUCAACCAGAGCGACGGGACAGAAGUACAGGGUGCGAAUCUUCCCUGCCAGGUUCUGGAGGGGAACCCCGAGUCUAAUGAGGGGUGUCUUGAGUCUGUCAAGGAUGCCUGAAAUCAAAAGAAGUUGAGAACCACUGAUCUAUCUUCCCAUCCUCUACUAAGAUUGUUGACAGUACUAAAGGUAACAAUAUCUACCUUUUCCUGGGGAAACUAGCUUUUUACAAAGCCAUUGUAAAUCAAGCCAGCCUGAAUUAUUUGCACUAGUGUACAAACAGAAUCAAAGGGACACUAUCAGGUCUGGGGAUACUUCCCCCUGAAAAUGUUGUGUCCACAAUUGCAACUCUCUUAAAAUGAUUGUGAAUGAGAGGUUAGCACUUUUUUCCCCAGCUUAUUCCAUGUAAUCACUUAUACUGUUUGCCUGGACAAAAGUAGUCUGUUACCUGUAUGUUGCAAGUCUUCCAUACAGCAGUAGAGGAAAAUGUGGAGCUACAAGUAACACUGUACUUUUAAGUGAGUGUCAUUAUGACCAUAUGUUUUCUGACUAUAACUGCACUUUUCAACACAGCUCUUGUGUUUCUUCCAUUUGACAACUGGGUAAAUGGCGCAGUUGUCUUGUCUUGUGCAGCCAUGCACCUGAGCAGUGGGCAGACGAAAGGCCAGAACUUACAAUGCCAAGUGUGGACUCUGAACAGUAGAGCACACCGUUUUAUUUUUAUUCCUUAUUUAUACUAAUGGUAUUAAGCAUUUACCUCAGACACUUUAAACAUCAGUUACUGUAUACAGCUUUUACUUAGAUAUAAAUGACUUUAUAAUAAUUAAAUAAAAAUAUACUUGGUCGGCA
Molecule: messenger RNA, 3891 nt
Organism: Alligator mississippiensis (American alligator)
Lineage: Eukaryota; Metazoa; Chordata; Crocodylia; Alligatoridae
Gene: ORAI1
Product: ORAI calcium release-activated calcium modulator 1
Exons: 2
Coding region: 8-805 (265 amino acids)
Biological process (GO): store-operated calcium entry
Cellular component (GO): membrane
Molecular function (GO): store-operated calcium channel activity
Source: RefSeq, a predicted model, not a curated record